AUGUCACCAAGCCGAGCCACUCUAGAGUUCGAAGCUGAACUGGCGACUGUAUUAGAGGAGAGUAAGGCGACUUUCGAGGAGGAGGAGAGGAAACGGCAGAGGAGACUCCUACCAGAACGGAAGGCCUGUGGUCUUCCUAAGGAGUCCAAGAUGUUGACUAGAAGUUUAACGCAGACCUUCACUGAACUCGGGAGGGAAAAUGCAAAUCCUCGACGGCAAAGCAGAAUCGUGAAAGAUGCGGAAAUCUCUUUGAUGGCAUUAGUCGUCAAGAGAAGGGAGAGGAGGAAGUCCGUCAACUUGGGCCUAUUCUGA
Molecule: messenger RNA, 312 nt
Organism: Perkinsus marinus ATCC 50983
Lineage: Eukaryota; Perkinsozoa; Perkinsida; Perkinsidae
Exons: 1
Coding region: 1-312 (103 amino acids)
Source: RefSeq, a predicted model, not a curated record